This is a messenger RNA of Sclerotinia sclerotiorum 1980 UF-70, 1320 nucleotides long. RefSeq lists its product with no specific name. The record is from RefSeq and is a predicted model, not a curated record. Lineage: Eukaryota; Fungi; Ascomycota; Leotiomycetes; Helotiales; Sclerotiniaceae. Bases 1 to 1320 code for a protein of 439 amino acids. The transcript has a single exon.
AUGGAUAUUGGAAAAGUACUUCAGCAAGCAAUAGAUAAUGUUUUAAUGAUUCAGAGUGGCUAUUUGACCCCGGCGGGUCUCACUAGCAUAUCAAGCUAUGGCAUUCCUUUCCAAGUCCCCAGCGGUACCGUAGCACUCUUCCAAGACCCUAACUUUCGAGGUGCGAGAUCCGACCUUCGUCUCAGUGAUUACACAAUCAACCAGCGCCAUGUAAUUCCAAAUGCCAAUUACGACAGCGCGAGCGUGAUCCUAUACAAUUUACCGACGAACACGGUCGUGACCUUGAUAUCGGGCUACAAAAACGACGAAAAUAAAGUAGCCAAUCUUAAAGAUUGUGACACAUGCCUUGACCUAGUUGGCACGGGGAAGACGGCUUCAAUCGAACUAUGGUCCCUUGGCAUCAAUGACGCGGUAUCUAUGUUCUUCUGGCGAACCGUAGAUCUUAAUAUGGGCGCCAUCGAGCUUUUCGCCGAUGGCAAUUUUACUGGCAGACGUUCGACAAUCUUCCUUAGUGAAUGGGCCCCUGACACGGUCCACUCACUCAGUGGUUGGUCAAUCAACAAUUCCACAAGCUCCAUGCGCUGGCAUUCAAUGAAAGAUCGACAAACGGCUGUAGUGUAUGAUGGCGCAGACGGUACUGGGUCAUCAUACUCGAACAUCAAGGGCUGGGGCAUUAAGGAAGUCCCGUACAUGUGGGAUGUUCGCUUCAAUGAUUGUAUUAGCUCGUUCAAGUGGAAUAGCAUCGUCCCUAAGAAAGAAAUUAUUGAGCCAUUCAACGUUAUGGCAAGCAAUUCAUCAAACGCCUUUGGAUUGACUGCUGUGAAUGAGGGGGUCAACAACAGUAGUGAGGUGCAAACUAUCUCAGUCUCCCUUAAUAAUUCCACCGCUCAGACUACUACUGUUGAGACCACGGAUCAGCAUGUAGCAGGGGUCUCAGCAUCAUUCACUCAGACAGCUUCCGCAGGGGUCGAGGGCGUCGCAUCAACCUCGACAUCAUGGACAGUAGCAGUUAAUUAUUCCUAUACACGUACCGAUACCAGAUCAACCAGCGAAACUAAAACAAUUGAUUUGAAUAUCACACAAUCUGUCAAUGCACCAGCCCGAACGAGGUAUAAAGCUACUUUAUUGGUAACCAUCGGUCGCCUUCCUGCUACCGAGUAUAUCACCACAGCACAACGGUGGUAUUCAGAGCCAGUUACCGGUAGCGUGAUAGAUCCCUCGAACAACAACUGGUACAAGCGAACUGAGGAUGUGAGAAUCAACAUUUCGGGUAGCCUGGCAUGCACCACCAAUGUAAAUAUUCAAGCAACUCCGCUUUAA